Molecule: messenger RNA, 4621 nt
Organism: Leptinotarsa decemlineata (Colorado potato beetle)
Lineage: Eukaryota; Metazoa; Arthropoda; Insecta; Coleoptera; Chrysomelidae
Gene: wdp
Product: Leucine rich repeat protein windpipe
Source: RefSeq, a predicted model, not a curated record
CCCAUCUACUUCGCCAGCGGACGGUCGCUGCUAUGCAGUUCAAUGUUCAAUCGUCAUUUCGUUCUCAGCAAUCGUAGGACGUGAAUCACGCGCGCAUACUCGGUUUAAGUCACAUUUUCAAAUUCGUAACUUAUUCACUACCGCCAACCAAUAAACCGAGUGAACAUCAGGAUUAUCUGCUAAAUGAUAUUCAGAAGAUGGAAUAGUGUAUCUCAGGGUAAAAUGGAAUGAAACGUUUUGAGUGACAUAAACUUUGUGCGACUUUUAGUGUGCUGUGAACGGUGAUAAAAGACGGAGUCUCUUGGUGUAUUAAUUUCAAUAUUGUUUUCGCGUUUUAAUUGAACUGAAAAACCAAAAUGUGGAAAGAGGUUCUUGUCAUAGUCGCAGUCCUAGAGACAGCUCUCGGUGCUUCAAUAUAUCACUGCCCUGAAGGAACGCCCUGCCAAACGUUAGAAGGCUACCUAGACACAUCUUCUUUCGACUUCUUGACCAAAUUCAGCGAAAAGCAGUUCCGUACUAUUGUUCAUUUGAAGAUGUCUGAUGCAGCCGUAAACAAGGUGGAUCCAAGACUGAAAUAUCUCAAAAAUUUGAGUUACCUAGACUUAUCCCACAAUAAUGUUCAGAUUUCUUCCAUUCCUUCGCUGAAUAGCUUGAAGACGUUAAUUUUGAAAGCGAAUAAUCUGAAAGCUAUCAAUCUAACCGCUUUGCCACAGAACAUAGAAGAAAUAGAUAUAUCUCAUAAUCUGCUCACACAAAUUCCCAGAGACUGGAUUUCACUCAAGUAUCUCAAAAAGAUGCACCUGUAUAAGAACCCGAUAGACUGUGAUUGUAACAAUGUACUGAGUUACGACCGGCUGAUCAAGAGCGGUGUUUCAGUGCCAGAAUCGGUAACGUGUCAUUCUCCGAACAAAUAUAUCGGGAAAGAUAUAACCGCUAUUAAUUGCUCAAUAGAUGAUAUCAUGGUCUACGACGAGCCAGAGGAAGGUUCAGGCGAUGCAGACAUUUUCGACGAAUCCGUGAAUACCGAAAUAUACAAAGUUCCUUUCGUCGAAGAAAAGGAAGAUGACGUUAUAAUAGAGGACAACACCAUUAUAGAUGACAAGGCAGUAGAGGAGGAAGAAGGAAGUGGUAACGAAGGAAGUGGAUUUGGCAUUUUCCCAGAUACUGGCGUCAUUGGAUGUAUAGAAAAUUGUUCCACCCCAGGACCAGUUGGAGAGAACGACGAAGAAUUUGCAUCACCACUUCCGAGUGCCAUCGAUCAGGCUCGGAUACUUUUCCAAGAUAUCAACUUGUUUGAGGAUCACCCUGCAAUGACCUCCAGUGUAGCAACCAGUUCAACUACCAGCAAAACAACUGUCACGACCACAUCUGCUCCAGUAGCUUUUACCGAAGCACAAAUCCCAAUCAAAGAACCAAAGAUCCUGAAGGAAACGGAAACAAAACUUGACAGGCAGUCGGACAAAAGUGUAGACGUGGAAGAAAUUGGACACGGCACCAGGACUGGGGAGUUGGAACGAGCAUCUGCUGCACCUUCAGACUCGACUGCCGUCUAUGCUAUCGUCGGAGUCGGACUAUUUUUAGCAGUAUUAUUCGUUAUAGCAUUUGUAAAAGGUCGGCGAUCUAAGCGAAGACAGGAAAAACGUGACAUUCCCAACUCUCUCGGGGAGGAGAUGAAACCUCUGAGUAAACUGAGUAUUUCAGCCACGAACGAUAAAGCUAAUAGAAAUUCGAACAUUCCAGAAAACAUACCAUUGAUAAAUGGCCAAAACGGCAAAACCAAAGAUGAUACAGUCUUGCUCAAAUCAUUCACCCCGCUAGCUCACCCGGAGCUGACCAAAGAAGACAGCGAAGAAGACGAAGAGUUGCAACAGAACGGCUACAAUAGUGAACCAGAUGGGGUAGAGAUACGUCCUAAAUCUGAACUACUAACUCCUCAGCGAGCGAGAGUCACAAUAAGGGAGUCGGAGAUUCCGGAUUCUAUUCCCAAAACCCCCGUGCUCGUUCAACGUAAAAAGAAUAGUGAAGGUGAAAUUGUUACAACCGUUGUGCCUUGAGAGAACUAGUAACGGAUACCUCAGUAUUUAUUAUCUAUAAAUAAGUUUUGUGAUAAAAAUUAACUUAUUUCGCGUCGUUCCUAUAUCUACGGCGGUCUCCGAGAGAACUGUCCGUUUUGCGAGAAAUGGUGAAUUUUCGACCCUUACAGACUUAUUUGUAUACUUAUUUUUAUGUGUUUAUAUAUUUAUAAAUGUUGCCAAAGUAUGUUUCAUAAUCGAAGCCAACAAUAAUGUUGCAUAAUCGAGUAAAGAUGUCAGUGUAAAAUCCCUCUGCUUAAUCAAAACUAUUCGAAUUAUCAAGACGUCGCAGAUAUGAAUAAAAAAGUAAUUUUUUAUAAUUGAAUAAUUCAUAAACUGGAUGAUUUGCAUUGCUGCAAAAUACUGUGGUAAGCAAGGUGGUAAGGCUCGAUUUAAAAAUGUGUUCAAGUAAUUAAAAAAAACGUAAUAUUCUGUGACAUCUGUAAAUUUACCAAUGAAAAACUGUCUUUUUAAAAAGAAACCUCUACUAUGCUAGGCAAACCACUUCGGUAUUCAACACAAAUUUUCAGUUGAAACUUUAAUUUUAGGGUGAUUUCGUACUUCUUCCCCGAUUUUUUGGUCUUCAUUCAAUGAAAGAACCAUGGAUUUCAAAACAUAAACAAACUUGGUCGAAUAGGACUACGAUUUAGGUUGAUUUUGGUCUGUUGCCGAUUUUCUAAAUGUUUUCUUUUUUAAAAAAAUUGGUUGGUCCUAUUAGCUCAACUGUUGUGAUAACUUUAUAAUUAUUUGGAGUUGUUCAUCAACCUAUUAAACGAUGGUUUGCUCUUCAAUUGGCGCAAAUAUUACCUCAGGCACAAACGAUAAGGGUAGAUUAUAACUUCUUCGGCCAGCUUAACGAUUGAGGUAGCAGAACAGGAAGUUAAUUUUGCUCAAAGAAUUUUGACUGUGACAACCACUUGAGUAUGCAGUUUGAAUGAGAAGCAAAAUUUGUUCAAAUAGUUGAUAAAGGAGCCUGAAAUGAAAUUACAAUUGUCGGAAAUUCAAAAUUUCGAAAAACAUUUUUUGACAUGUUUAUUCUAGUCUACUGGUUACGAUAACAAAAACCAAUUAUUUGAACAUAAUGAAAAAUUGUUAUAGGCUGGAAGUAAAUUAUUGUAAAAUUGUUUAUCUAUGGUUGGCGGUUGGGUUCUGCUAAAUUAUCGUAGAGAUAGUUAGUAGAACCCAUCUCCGUUUAAUGAAGAACAAAAAUUUGGGGAACAGAGGACAAUAUUUGCCUAAAAUCAUGACCAGACAACUGAUGUCAAAUUUGAAAGCAAUUCUGCUGGCUGAACAGGGUAAACAAGGACGCUGAAAGUGAAUAUUUUCCGCAUUCAUUUGUAGUUCAGUCGGAAUCGAUGAACGUGAACUUCUUAAUGAAUUUAAGAAAAACACUUCUUGCUCUCACCAGAAAUGUUUUGGAGUGUUGAAGAAAUAGUUGUGUGUUGCCCAUAAGGGAAGAGAAAUCUACUUGGAUACUGGUUGAUGAAUCGACUACUAUAUUCACAUUUCACACACCUUUCUCAUUCACUAUAAUCUCAUCAGCUUGCAUGGAUUUUCGUUCGUGGAAAAUAUUUUCUCAUUCGAAUAUUUUUUCGAUUUCUGAAACAAGCCGAUCUGAAAUGGUUUGGGAAUCUUCUUGAUAACCACAACAUGAACAAAUAUAUUGGGUUCAGUAUUUUGAUAUAAAUUUGGUGAAAAGUUUUCUCAUUCUCAAAUUGUGAUGAACUUUGAAAAGAGCAUCAACAUUUGCUUUGUGGUCACAAAAAUUGAUCUUCAGAAUCACACUUUUAUACCACUCGACUCAUGGAUGUUAACAACAACCUUUUUAUGAAACAUCACAUUUGUAACAGUAGUUUGUAUUUGCGAAAUCCUCUCAACGCCAACUAGAUACCAGUACCCCAAUAUAAUAAUAGUGGUCCCAAAUGAAGAAUGAAUAAAAAUGUAUCUUCAGUGUUAUGAUACGGGUAUCAUACUUGAACCUUCCUAAUUCUCACAAUAUGUACAUACUACUAAUGUCUUUUUUGUCGCCAGAAUAAUUAUUUCGAAUACUACUCUUAAUUUAUUUUUUUUUGUAUUCAUUCAUAUCUGACCGACACAAUUGAUUUAAUGAGAUAAACGUAAUUACAUAGUUAUUAGUUCGUGGGUUAUUUUGGCUAGCCUGACCAUCCCAAAAUAAGUCCUCCAUUUUAUGAAAUUACCGAAAGGCAAGUUUAAAUAACAGGGCUGUGAAUUUUUUUUAUUGACCUGGCUAUGAACUUUUUUUGAGGUUAUAAUUAUUUGAUAAUCUUGAUUUUUUUAUAAUUGGAUGCAGUUUUUGUUGUUACUAUUUGCUGGAUACUAGUUGUUCAUUACAAAAACUUUUAUUUUAUAUUGUUUGCGACAUUUUUUAUUACAAUGGAUUUUACCGGCGAUUUCUGUAAAAAUUUAUAAAAAUCUAGAAUCGUACAAACAUUGAAGAGACGUGAUUUUAUCAUGCUGUUAUAUAAAUACAUACCAUUUAUUCUGUUUUUUACAUAUAAAUUUUUAGAAGAAAUAAAAUAUGCAAGCAA